Messenger RNA from Talaromyces stipitatus ATCC 10500, 1410 nucleotides. RefSeq lists its product as uncharacterized. The coding region runs from base 1 to 1410 and encodes 469 amino acids. The record is from RefSeq and is a predicted model, not a curated record. Lineage: Eukaryota; Fungi; Ascomycota; Eurotiomycetes; Eurotiales; Trichocomaceae. The transcript is spliced from 2 exons.
AUGUCGUUCCACUCCUCAAGGCAUAAGCAUAAUACCUGGAGCGGCAAGCGAGGAAGUUUGGCAGAUUCGCUCCGGUGGCAUUUACGACUUGGACAUCCAGGGCCUCAGGCAAUCAAUCAUUUGGUGCUCAACGGGGUACGACUAAGAGGACCUCUUACCCAGAAAUGCGAAGCAUGCGCCCAAGUGAAAGCAAAAGGAAUUAUACAACGAUUCUCUCGUGAUAUAAUUAAAGCAGCAGGUGCACAAUUAUCAGUUGAUUUUCACGAUUAUGAGGAGAGUUCAAUCGACAAUUUAAAAACCCUCAUGUUGGUGACAUCCGAUAUACAGGAUUACUAUGGGAUUAUUACCUUCCAAAUCAUCAAGAUGGGACCAUUCUCACCGCAUUCAAGCACUUGUUUGGGAUGCUGGAAGGAUGUCACAUUCAAUGAGGAUGAGACGUUUGACGGAAACCUGGAUCGAUUGCGAGACGACCUACGAACUGUCAAUUUGGAAGAACUAGCCAAGUUAUUGCAAGAUGUUGAUGUCAGUGAGGAGGAGGUUAUAAGGAGCAGACCAGAGGCCAGAGACCUCCUUUCGACAGUGGUAAAUGAGCUCAUCAAUGUUCGGAAUAUCCUCACGCAAGACGAGGCACUAGGACGAGUGCCGAAUCGGGGCUUUGGAAGGGUUAUGACAACCUACGGGGCGCAGGAAGUUGAUAAAGAGGAAGCAACGGCGCACUGGCAAGGUUAUCUAACCCCUCCACCGACUCCACCUGCAGCACUGCUUGCAGCCUCAAUUCAGAGACCAAUCGACGAGGCUCCAAUGCCAAUCAAGGAGUAUGAAUCUUUUGCACCUUGGAAGGCGACCUUUAUCGCCGGUUCACGAUAUAAGCCAAUUGGAACGUUUGAGGGCAAAACGCUAGAGAGGGAAAGAAUAUUGAGGAAUCAAUCGGUCAACAGAAUACAGGACAAGAAAGAAAGUGAUCGCUCCAAGCUCCAAAAGCUGAUCAAACAAGAACAGUUACAUAAGAUUCACCGACGAGACCUACCUGACCCACCAAAAUGGCAUCGAGACUUGGAGACUCAUCCUCUAGGUGAGCAAUUUGCUCAAGCGGAGAGAGCUCAUUUACAGAGCCAUAUACCAAUGAACUCAUGGACCACAACUGACCGAUCUAUUGCCAAAGGCUCUCAGAUCCUUGAUUGUAUGUGGGUUUAUGUGUAUAAAUUUAACAAGCACGGAUAUCUGGUCAAGUGCAAAGCACGUCUGGUUGUCAGGGGUGAUCAGGAGAGAAGAGUGAAUCUUGAGAAUACGUACGUGGCAACUUUAGCUGCUCGAUCAUUUCGAACCUUUAUGGCAGUUGCUGCCAGAUUCGACCUGGGGAUCAAGCAAUAUGACGCAGUAAAUGCCUUUGUGCAUGCAUUACUGGAUUAG